Laccaria bicolor S238N-H82 is the source of this 201-nucleotide messenger RNA. RefSeq lists its product as uncharacterized. The record is from RefSeq and is a predicted model, not a curated record. NCBI's taxonomy places the organism in Eukaryota, Fungi, Basidiomycota, Agaricomycetes, Agaricales, Hydnangiaceae. Bases 37 to 201 code for a protein of 54 amino acids. The transcript has a single exon.
UUAGUGUUUGAAAGUCCGGUUUGGUCUGGUUUUUUGAUGCCCAGGGGUGUUAACUGUAACCGUAACCGGUCUGCCUUUUCCCCAGAAGUCAACAGACCAGACCAGACCAGACCGCAAAAAGACCGCAGACUGUGGUCUUUUGCAGUCUGUAGACUGGUUUCGGUCUGCAUCGGUUUUAACCGGUUUAUGACUGGUCUUUAG